Sycon ciliatum is the source of this 2708-nucleotide messenger RNA. RefSeq names its product N-acetylglucosamine-6-phosphate deacetylase-like. Bases 130 to 1338 code for a protein of 402 amino acids. The transcript has a single exon. Gene Ontology annotation, molecular function: N-acetylglucosamine-6-phosphate deacetylase activity. The record is from RefSeq and is a predicted model, not a curated record. Gene Ontology annotation, biological process: N-acetylglucosamine catabolic process. NCBI's taxonomy places the organism in Eukaryota, Metazoa, Porifera, Calcarea, Leucosolenida, Sycettidae.
UUUCGAAAUUUCAUACAAUCGUAAUCAAUAAUCUUGAUGCUCAUCGCUGAGCCAGUUUGUCGCCGUUGUGUGGAUGGAUGAAGAAUUCUUAUCGUCACUUCUUGUUUGUUAGGUGCUGGAUGCGCCACAAUGGCCGAAAUUAUCAGGUUUACCGAUUGCCAUGUGCUGCGUGAGAAAGGACUGGUCAAAGAGGACCUCUGGGUGAGAAAUGGGAAAAUUGCAGAUCCACUGAAGUUAUUUUACAAUGAGAAACUACGUGAAACUGUGAAGGUGAACUGCAAAGGUGGAAUAGUAGCACCAGGAUUUAUAGACGUACAGAUAAACGGUGCGUAUGGCUUUGAUUUCUCUUCGGAUCCUGCGAACAUUGGUGAGUCCCUGAGGCAGGUGUCAAAACGUUUACUUCGCCAUGGCGUUACGGCGUUUUGCCCAACUGUUGUGACAUCAUCCCCGGAGAUGUACAGGCAGUUGCUGCCGCACAUGAAACGCACAGAUGGCGGAGCUGAUGGUGCAGCCAUAAUCGGUGUCCACCUAGAGGGACCGUUCAUCAGUAAAGAAAAGAAAGGCGCGCACAACGAGUCCUUCAUCCAAGACGCGGGAGCGAUAACACCGGAGGAGGUGCAGGGAGCGUACGGUAGCUUGGACAACGCCAGCAUCGUUACUGUAGCCCCGGAACUGAAUGGACUUGGCGAUUGUUCCAUGAUCCAGUGGUUGAGCAAGGAGCAGAAUGUGUGCGUGUCGCUGGGUCACAGCAUAGCAGAUCUGAAGGUGGCAGAGGGUGCCGUUGCCUGCGGGGCGCGCUUCAUCACGCAUCUGUUCAACGCCAUGCUGCCGUUCCACCACCGCGAUCCAGGACUGGUCGGGCUGCUCAGCGCCGGUGAUGUCUUCUACGGUGUGAUUGCCGAUGGUGUGCACACGCACAAGGCUGCGCUGCACUUGGCGUACCACUCUCACCCCAACGGUCUUGUACUGGUGUCGGACGCCAUGGCCGCGGCAGGUCUCGGCGCAGGCUAUCACAAGCUGGGAACGCUUCAAGUACAUAUGACGGAAGACGCCGAUGGGCUGCUGUGCGCACGGCUCGCCGAUCAACAAGAGACGCUUGCUGGCAGUGUGGCCAUGCUGGACUUCUGCGUGCGUUGGUUCCAUGAAGCGUCGCACUGCAGCCAGGCCGAGGCACUGCGAACAGCCAGUACACAUCCAGCCAGUCUACUCAAGCUGGAAUCGAAGGGAAGCCUUGACAUUGGAAAGGAUGCUGACCUUGUUAUCCUUGAUCAGGAUCUCAAUGUGGAGAGAACAUUCAUAGCUGGUCAGCAAGUCUGGCCAGAGGCGAUGUGUGCAUGAUUGAUGUACUCGUUGUGCACUCUGCUAUCUUGCAUCGAAGCACAUUGUUUCCCUUUGAUGCAAUGAGGAACUUGACAAUUGUCCAAUCGUUCUUCGCUUGUGAUAAUGAUGUUUGCGCUUUCCAUGUCAGCGGAAGCAGCGAUGAAUAUAGCGUGUCGACGUGAUUUCGAAGUCCGGAACCUACGAACUCAGUUGAUAGGGUGGACUGCUGUCUGGCAUGGCUGACGUCUGUGUCUAAGCUGCCACCGCCCCACCUGAGCUUCUCCUCGCUCACCUUGCCACACGGGUGUGUUCAGUUUCGUCCUGUUUAGAGAGUACUGGCCGAGAGUUACUGUUGCCGGUAGUACGCUUGAGUAGGUUGAGUGCGAUUGACAGAGGCGAUCUUGCAAUUGUACCGUUUUCUUGGUGUGUUGUUGUUAAUACACUAUAGACAGACAGUGUAGUGUGUGUAGGUAUCGGCAGCAGCACAAGGUGCCCAUUGUAAGUCGGUUACAGUCCUCAGUCAAUAUAAAAUAGCUAUAGCAACUUGCCAAGGUCUUAUAGAUUAUAGUUCAGAGGUAUGUUUACAGAGCUCAUCGCAUGUGCUUGUCCAUGCUCGAAUAUUUAUGAUAGUUUGCCUUGCAUCCCCCAUUUAAGGUUUAACUCUCCACGGCUACUUUGUCUGGCUCUCUCUCUCUCUCUUUCUCUCUCUCUUCUCUCUCUCUCUCUCUCUCUCUCUCUCUCUCUCUCUCUCUCUCUCUCUCUCUCUCUCUCCCUCUCUUUCCUUCUCUCUCGCACACACAUGCAGGGGCACACCUACUUUUAUUAUUCUUGACAUGUCACCCGAACAAAAAUCAUAGUGAUUACAUAAUCUGGCAGAUCCAUGGCUGACAACCACAUUCUCGCCAUGCUGUUCACGUUAAUUUACGGUAAUUCUUUCAUGUCCACUCAUGUGUCAUGUUUGCUUGAUCAGGUACUGUGGCUUGUAACAUAGCUUCUCUAAAUAUGGCACCCUCUCUUCUUCCUCCUCUUUUCUCUUUCUUCUUCUUGUCUUCUUGUCGGCUACUGCGGUUCUGCUUGCUCUCAACUGUUUCUUAGUUUUUUUUCUUAUCUCUUAAAAAAAACUUUGGACACUGAUGAAAGGGCAAUUACUGCUACCUGCUCAUUCCUGUUCUGUAAUGCUUGACAGUUGCAUCUGCUCUUUUGCCCUCUGUGCAGUUUCAAAUAUCUGCAGCUUCCUCUGCGAAUUGGGCAAGGUUCAAUUUUUUUCUAACAGGGCGUUUUUACGUGAAGUGCUUACGACUCAAGUCAUUCAUUUAUCACCGAGCUGGUGAGUGGAUGGUAUGCCUGUGUUCUGGUGUGUGCGCGCUGGAUGGCUGUUUAGUCCUGGA